AUGUAUGGUCAUUUACGAUUUGUCGAUAUAAGUGCAAUGAACAGAUGCACCAACGGACCUGCUACGGCUGUGUACCAUAUUGGAAAAGAACAGAUUCUUUGGUGUUGUGAGUUGUGGAGCAACCAACCUGCUAGUAUGUUGACUGCUCCGUUUCCGCCACCUGAUGCUGGAAAAUGUGUAUUACAUGAAAAAAGCGGACGUAACCUUUGCUACCCGCGUUAUGAAGAUCUGGAUACAAGUUGUACAGAUGUCGGGUCUGGUUUAGUUGCACCGCCUGCAAUUAGAAAUGCUGUAGUUCGGGCUAUGGCAUUUGUUCCUCCAGAUACCUUAAGAGGCCUACUUAGGAAAUAUUAUCGACAUCAUCCACAGAAUUUAUAUGAAGGAGCAUUAAACAUAUCAGCAAAGUCAUUUUUGUUUGUCAGAUAUCAGUGUGAAGAUGGUUAUGUCUUUGCUGAUGAUAUCGACACAAUGUUUUGCUCGGGGAGACAAUGGGUUAAAACUGAACCAUACUGCGUCGGCACAGGUUUGUGUGCAGUUCAUAAUGGUGGAUGUAGCCACACCUGUAAAAGUGAAAAUGAAAAUAUAGUAUGUAGUUGUCCACGAGGAAUGGUGUUAAGCGAAGACCAGAAAACGUGCAAAAAGCCGGUGCCCAAGAAACUAUGUAGAAAUUUGAGUAGCUGUACCUGUACAAAAAUAGAUGGUAAACAAUUUUCUUGUAACUGUCCUCCUGCGGAAACUUGUCUGUUAGUAAGAGGCGACCUUAGAGUAUAUAUUCAUCCUGGAAGUCCGUACGAAGUACAACCAGGCGGUAGCAUUAAUAUUACCUGUUCAGCUGUUUCUUAUCCUUUUCCACAAAUUUUUUGGCAACGUGGUAAUGAAGAGAUUCGUAAAGAGCCAGUAAAGCCAGGAACUGUAAGAAGCGAACAAAUUUUGAUUAUUAAGGAGCUGUAUAAGACUGCAAAUUUUACUUGUCACGCAUUUAAUGAUGAAAGACAUGUAAAUAGAACAAUUGAAGUUGUCGUUAGUGGACCUGGCGACCCACCCCAUAUCAAAAAAGUCGACGCUGGUCGUACAACAAUUCAUAUUUACUGGACACCGCCAGUUAUUGAAAAUAAUCCUAUAAUUUCUUAUGUUGUUUACUAUUCUACAAAACGAGACAAAAAUUUGAAUCAAUGGAAACAGAUUACUGUUGACGGUGAUCAAAUUUUGCUGAAGUAUGAAAUACUUGUUACAGAACCCACUCGUGACGUUAAAAUAGAAAAUUUAAUUCCUAGAACGCCGUAUUACAUCAAAUUACGAGCCAAAGAUAGCAAAGGGUAUGGUAAAGUCGGGAUGCCGAUUAAAGUUACAACGCGCCACCCAGCUCAUCCACCGCAAUUGAAAAUAAAAGAAGGAGAUUUGAUCAGAGUUCCACCUUUGGUUCCCUUCAACAUUACCUGUUUGGUGAUUCAAAGCGAUCCAAAACCACAACUGAGUUGGCAUAGCGAUCAAGCAACGUUAGCUAGCCCCAAGAGAGUUUCAACACUAACUAUGGUAAUAGGAAUGGGUCUUCGGCAACACGUUAAUUACACUUGCAAGGGUGUCAAUGAAGCAGGAAGAACCAUUAAAUUUGUUCAAGUUAUUGUUACUGGACCGCUCCGGCCCCAUAAAUGUACGUAUGUUGUUAGUGAAAAUAAUGUUCAUCUGUUCUGGGAAACGCCUAAAAUCACCAACGGGCCAAUGAAGGAUUAUGAAAUAAUGUAUACAGAAGAUCCUAGUUUACCCGAUGAUCAGUGGCAGUCGGUUCGAACAGGAAGCAAAAAUAUUAAAUCAGUAACACUUCCUGACUUAAAAGAGAGAACUUUAUAUGCUAUAAAAGUAAGAGGUUGGAAUGAACUUGGUCCCGGUGAAUUUCACGGACCAUUCAACAUUACCACUCAACUUGCAGGUCGUGCACCCGUAGUACAACUUUUUCCAAAUGAAACUGUCAAGUCACCGCCAGAAAUCGAGCACGAGUUACCGUUCCGGUGCGAAGCUAAAGGAGUACCUAAGCCUCACGUUUUGUGGUACUGGAAUGACGAAAUUGUAGAAGAUGAUAAGGAUGAAUUCAGGAUAUAUGACGCAACUCCCUACGGAAGCCCUGACGAAACCAUAAGCAAGUUGAUUGCAGAGAAAACAACUCGUUCAGGCACUGUAAGAUGUCAGGCCACGAAUAAACACGGUUCUGAUCAAAAACAAACUGAUGUCAAGAUUUUGGGCCCCGGUACCGCACCUCGCGACAUUAAACCGACCCCGAAACAGAACGGGUUUGUCGUUACUUGGAAACCACCAGAAUAUCCAAAUGGUGAUAUUACGAAGUAUGUAGUUUACUAUACAAAAAAUCCUGACGCUCCGCUCUCUGAGUGGAAGUCGAUGCACAUUGAACCUGACGCUAAUGAGACAACGAUUGUUGUGGAUGACGAAGAUACCCCAUACAGUAUCAGAAUGUGUGCUGCAACCGCAGAUGGUUACGGGCCAAUUUCUGAAUUAUUUGAUGUAACAACUGGAAAAAAACCAGUUCCACUUACUGUAAAACUUGUCAUCCUGGAGCCAGAAAUAAUUUCUGGAUCAGAAGAAACUACAGUUGAACCUAUGCAGAAAAUAAGUUUCAAAUGUAUAGCAGAAGGCCGACCAGCACCUCAGAUUUCUUAUUCCUGGAUACCAUUUAACAACACCGAAAGUGGCCAAGAGCCCGUACCCAUGUUGGUAGCCGUUUCUGACGACCAGAAACACUUCUAUGAAACCAUUGUUCAUGAUGCUCAAACUACUACCAAACGAACACUAAUGUGUAAAGCCAAAAAUGCAGAUGGCGUUGUAGAUGAUCGCUACAUUUUUAACGUCAUCAAACCUGGAAGUCCGCCGGAGAAUAUUCAAGCUGAUGUGGAUGUCGACAACACUGUAACAUUAUCUUGGGAGAAACCAAAGUAUCCAAAUGGACCUAUAAUCGUGGGUUGCUCGGCAUCAUUGCUUUAUAUUUGUUAUUCGGGUGCUUCCGCUCGUUUGGAGUGGCAAGUUUAUAAUAGCAGUACUUCUCUCAAAUACCUGACAGGUUAUACGGUUUUCUUGUCACCUGACCCAAACAGAGCGGUGGAACAGUGGGACAGAAAUUAUGUAGAAGGUCCAGAAAACACGAAUUUAACGUUUGCAAGGGGUAAAUUGGAACCAGAAACUCCGUAUUAUGUUAAAGUUUGCGCUGUAGGACCAGAAGGUGAAGGCGUUCAGUCACAACAAGUGUUCUUCGAAACUGUUAGCGGGGCACCUCGCGAUGCUCCAAUUGAUACUCUCGCCACAGUUCAACCAGACAAUUCUAUAUUCGUCGAGUGGAGAGAACCAAGUGCACCCAACGGCAUAAUCCAGUCAUAUACUGUAUAUUUCGAAGUCAAUGAACCAACAGCAAUUGACGAGGCUUAUCAUCAAUGGCAAAAAAUUGAGGUGCCGACAAAUGAGAGUGUAGCAAAUGUUUUGAUUGAUAGGGAACGGUUUGGUAUUCUGCCUGAAAAACCGUAUAAAAUCAGAGUUUCAGCCACAAAUGACCUUUCUGAAGGGCCUGCGUCGGCACCGAUAGUUGUUCGGACUGGAACCGGAGAGAUAGCUCCAAAGCUUACAAUAGAACCGUCUGAAAAUCCACAGAUGGUUAGGCCUCACGAAUCCAUUUCGGUACGCUGUGUAACAACAGGCACACCGCAGCCUGUAGUGUUCUGGGUAGUUGGCAUUAAUGAAGAUGUUAUAACAUCGCCAACUUUAACAUUAACUGACGUGGUCAGAGAUGAAACUGCUAAAUGUGUGUCUGAAAAUAGUGCCGGUCGGGCUCAGUUAGUGCUCCAGAUAUUAGUAACUGGACCAGGUACACCACCUAAUGAAAUCGCUGUCAUUGCCCAAAAAGACAGCGAAGUAGAUGUUGAGUGGACAACUCCAGAUAUCGCGAACGGCAAAAUUACUGGCUACGUCGUUCACUAUGGUGAAACUCUGGAAGAUGGUACAGAACCGGAGGUGUGGGAUACAGUGGAAGUCACAGGUAUGGACGCUCAUGAAUGUACACUUAAGAAUCUGAAACCAAAGACGGAUUAUGUUAUAAAAGUGCAAGCAGUCAGCGAGCGUGGUCCCGGCGUAAUUUCUCAACCGUACAGAGUGAAGACCCUUCCAUCAGCUCCGUUACAAGUUCAAGAGCCUGCUGCUGAUGUGUUUGAUAACAACACAGUUAUCGUGACAUUUGAAGCACCGGAAGACCCGCAGAACAUGAAUGAGACAAUAAAGGAGUUUGUUAUACUGUAUAAACCGGAGCCAACCCCUGGAGAAAAAGAAGAACCGUGGCGUGAACUUAUCUGGAGUGAGCCCGAUAACGAUUCUUCAAUUGCAGUCACGAUCGACAGGGAAAACUUCAAACCCAAUGGCAAUUAUCUUAUCAAAAUAAUACCACGUGGAGAGGUUGAUGGUCCAGAAUCAGAAGCAAUCAAAGUCAAACUUGGGGCUGGAGUUGUUGCACCAGAUGUUCCAACUCUAAACAUUGACUCCCCAGACAAUACCAUCAAACUGCCAGCAGGAAGUGACUUCACAGUGGCAUGUUCAGCUACCGGGUAUCCACCUCCAAACAUCACUUGGUACGACUAUGACCACAAUGUCAUUAGCGAAAAACCACUGCUAAAAUUAACUGAUUUAAAAGAGGCAGUUAGAGCUCUGUGUAUAGCAGCUAAUGAAGGAGGCACCUCAGCCACAAGCUUUAUGGCCUAUGUAACAGGCCCUGGUGACUCACCGAGCGAGAUUUAUUUGUCAGCCGAAAAACCGCGAACAAUUCAUGUCGAACUUGAACCACCACUUUAUCCAAAUGGCAAUAUCACUCGUUAUAUUGUCUACUAUACUCCCCUUGACGACCAGUCAGCAGGAAAAGAAGUUGGCCAGGUGCCGUCUAAAUCAAUUCCUGACUGGAUGACGUACGACAGAACCGGGGAAGGACUUGGGGAAGGCAAGCAAAUUAUGGAUGUAACGGACUUUGUCGAACCGAGCACCGCAUACGCUCUGGUAGUUCAAGCAGCAAACCAGGACGGACCUGGCCCAUAUUCAGAACAGCAUAUCAUCCGUACAAUGUCACGCGAUCGAGAAGGGCCUCCGAAAGGACUUCGCGUUGAGCCACAAGGACAACGGUCAGCAAGUGUUGAGUGGGAUCCACCCGAUAUUAUAACUCAAAAACCGACUGGUUACGAACUGUUCUUUAUCAAAGCCGAUGCUAAAAUAUGGGAAGACGAAUUAGCAAGUAUCGAUGACUGGCAGAGGAUAGUAAUACCAAAUGCUGACAAGCUUAGCUAUGAGAUCUCUGGUAUUCUUCAGCCAGAUACAGAAUAUGUCUUCAAAAUACGUGCUUUGUAUGAAGACGGUCCAGGAGUGUUUUCUGAAGCUUGCAUCACGAGAACCUUGCCUGAAGGAAAUGAGCCAUACAUUAUCAUGUCUAACAAAGAUCAAGGCCGCGAAGGAACCAGCGAUAUCGAAAUACUCCCUGGGUCUUCGCUUGAUAUAUUCUGUGAAGCUACCGGAAAUCCUCAUCCAACAAUAAAGUGGGUCCAAGCCGAUGCUCCUACUAUCGAGAACAGUAGGGUCGAGGAAAGCGGCAAUCGUGCAAAGUGGUUCCUAAAUGUUAAAAAGAUUUUAGAGGACACAAGCUUUAAUUGUGUUGCACAAAAUCCGCUUGGCAUUGCCAAUUGGACGAUCAAUAUUCACAUUAUGAAAGACCUCAGCCCUGACUGGAAAACCAAGACGGUUGUGCCAAAAACUGAAAAUGGCGAGAUAAUACUUGCAGUCAGUGACGAAGUGCCAGAUUAUUUGAAGAAAUUAGAUGAAUGCAGCUUGCACUGGACACCAAACCCCACAACGCCUUUAAAAGAAUGGAAGGAUUUACCUAUGGAAUCAUUAUCUCUUGAUCGUAUUCCAGUACCCGAAAUGCAGCCUGGCACUAAGUAUUAUAUUUAUAUAGAAAAUCCUACAGAAGGCAUCAAAACACCGAUUUUCGAAGUCAUGACUCCAAAACCCGUAACUGAUAUCCGUAUGGGAACAAAUUUGAAUGGCGAAAUAGUUCUUGAUUUUAAACCUCCGAUUACUACUGGACCAAUACAAGUAGGUUACCACCCUUGUUGGACCUGCAAUAGUAAAAGCUUAGAAUUCAAAGAGUAUUUGGUCAAAUAUUGGCCCGCUGGGGAGCCUCACGCAGUAAUACAUAAAGAGUUCCCAGGAAACAUCUCGGAUGGAAUAAUUCUUGACGGGUUUCUUCCAAGUCAGAACUACGAAAUAAUGGUCAUUGCAAGGACAAUGGAUGGCAAUCUUCCUAGUGAACCAGUUCAAGUGAAAACGCCACCAGGAGAUUUAACAUGCACUUGCUCGCACGCAUGCAACUUUGAAGAAGACAGCGAGGGAAACAUUGUAACGACGUGUUAUUGCCCAAAUGGGUUCAAACUAGCUAGUGACAAACAGUCUUGUGAACAAACUGAGGAAACGGACAGUUUAAUUAACGUUACUCCAGAAAUCACAACUACCAGUACUGAAGGAGUGCCAACAACUGCAACAUUCAUAGAGGGUUUGAAAACUCUGGUACAGAGUACAAUAGCGACAUUGUUCUCCACAACUCCUUCUCCAGCUUCCGAAGUAAUGGUAACCGUUAAAGACUUCGUUGCUCCCGCAGAAGAACUGAUGGAAAUUCCAACAACUGAGAGGAUACUCGCUUCUACAAAGCCCAGUAUCUCAAAGGAGUACAUAUCGGUAACAGUCAGCGAGACAAUGAAGACAGAGAACGUGACUGCCUCUGCUGAAGAAGCAACUGAGAUGCUACCAGAAACAACAGAAAUACAUUUAGAAACUGCUGGAGGUACAAUUCAAGCGUCUGCAACAGAACACCCAACUGUAACUUCCAUAGCUGGAGCUGCAGUCGAGACAUCUACAACUUGCAGUCUUCAAAAUAGCUUACUGGAUAUUGCGUUUGCUAUUAAUACAGAAACCAUUUCACAAGUCGUCUUUGACCAUAUUAAAGUGGUCAUCAGCGAUUUCAUAAAUAACUAUCUGGAUUUGUCACCUGAUAUCACUCGCGUGACUCUGAUCAAAUAUAGUGCAGCGGCAGAAAUCCCAGUCCCACUUGGAGGGUAUGAAGAAAAAGCUGAAUUGUUAGAAAAGCUUGAAAUGCUCCAACGAAAUGGGACCGAAGUAGGAUCAACACUGAAAAUGGGAGUUAACGCAGCAAAACAUCAAUUUGUCAUGUUUCACCGGCCACUCGCGACAAACAUCAUAAUUGUCUUUACUCAUGGAAGUGACAUAACUGAUCCAGUUUUGCCUCUAGGGUUCCCGCAUACUUUCUUGAUGAUCAUUGGGGACGAUGAAUAUGAAGAAGAACUUAAACACAACUCAGAUUCCUAUAUAGCUGUCGACGAAGACUGGGAAAGUUUGAAGGCCGACACCAUUGCAGACCAACUUCGCAGCGACUGUAUCAAUUCAAAACUGUUCCUUCAUUCUGAAAGACUUUACGGAGGAAGUAGCGUCCCAAUUACCGAGACGGUACAACAAACCUCUUUAACAACAGAAAAGGCUGUGGAACAAAAAAAACUUCCAUGUAAAUCUGAAGGAAGUGGAGUACUGGUCAUUGAACUAUCAGACAAAACAAGUUCUUCCCUCGACAAUAUUAAACAAGCGCUUCGGUUGUUUGUAACAACCGCAGUCGACGUUAAAAAGGUUAAGAUUGGAGUAAUAGUCUAUGGCCACAACACCGCUCAAACAGUAGUUGAUGCAGGAAACUAUGUAAGUCUACAGGAUUUUCUUGAUUUGAUAAAUGAAAUCACUGUAAUCGGUGGCGAUUCGCAUGGUGAUCGACUUGCAAUAAAAACAGCAAUACAAAUUUUGCAAGAAAAAGAAAAACCUGCAGCAACUGAACAGGCUAUUCUUAUCAUACACGACGCUCCUCUAAGUGGGGCCUUGCGAAACUGA
Enterobius vermicularis (human pinworm) is the source of this 7971-nucleotide messenger RNA. NCBI's taxonomy places the organism in Eukaryota, Metazoa, Nematoda, Chromadorea, Rhabditida, Oxyuridae. The record is from the annotation of a GenBank genome assembly.